AUGUCUGAGCGCGCGCCGCUGCUGCAUUACCGGCUCUCGGCCAGCGUUACCGAGUCCGGGGAACACCGGGAACACCUGGAGAAUGGGGAGAACCGGGAGAACCGGGCCGGGGGAGAUCAUGAGGAGGACCAGCCGAGCACCGCCACCGGGCGCCGGAAACCCGCCGCGAAACAGCCGCACAAACUCAACACUUUCUUCGGCGUGGUGAUUCCCACACUACUGUCUAUGUUCAGUGUGGUGCUGUUCCUGAGAAUAGGUUUUGUUGUGGGUCAGUGUGGCCUGUAUCAGACGAUAGCGAUGCUUCUGGUGGCGUAUUUCAUCAUCAGCAUGACGGUUCUGUCAGUGUGUGCGAUCUCAACCAAUGGAGCGCUGGACGCCGGAGGAGCGUACUAUAUGAUCAGUCGUGCGCUGGGCCCAGAGUUCGGCGGCAGCAUCGGGAUCAUGUUCUUCUUGGCUAACGUGUGCGGCAGCGCCCUCUAUGUGCUGGGGCUGGUGGAGGCCAUGCUCACGACCUUCGGCAUUCCUGAAGAGGGCUCGUCUCUGGCCGUGUCCCGGUACGCUGUGUUGCCGGGCGGAUACUGGUGGUCUCUUCUAUACGGCACAGUUCUUCUGCUGGUGUGUUUACUGGUGUGUCUCAUCGGAGCUCACAUCUACGCCAAAGCCACCUUCAUCAUCUUCAUCCUCGUCAUGGUGGUUCUGGGCACCAUCUUCGUCAGCUUCUUCACCGUGCCGUUUCGCACCGUCCAGCUUCCCGGACACACCAACACCUCGGUCGGGCCGACCAGCGCCAACUUCACCGGCUUCAAGCUCGACACGCUCAUGGGAAACGUGCAAGCCCAGUACACGGUGGACUACACGACUGGAGUGAUGAUGUCGUUCGCCACAGUGUUCGCCGUGAUGUUUAACGGAUGCACGGGGAUCAUGGCCGGAUCCAACAUGUCCGGCGAUCUGCAGAACCCGAGUUACUCCAUUCCUCGAGGCACGAUCACAGCCGUCAUCUUCACCUUCAUCAUCUACAACCUGCUGAGUGUGCUGAUCUCCUGCACAUGUGACCGGGUUCUCCUGCAGAAAGAUUACGGUUUCCUCCGAGACAUUAACGUCUGGCACCCGUUCGUGACCAUCGGUGUGUAUUCCUCCACGCUCUCCGCUGCCAUGAGUAAUCUGAUCGGAGCUUCCCGAAUCCUGUACGCUCUGGCGCGGGACGACCUGUUCGGAAAGGCUCUGUCUCCAGCCAAACGCACAUCCGGCAGUGGGAACCCCUGGGUGUCGGUUCUCAUCUCCUGGUUUAUCGUACAGCUGGUGUUGUUCUCGGGGAAGUUGAACACUAUAGCGAGUAUCGUGAGCAUUUUCUUCCUGCUGGUCUACGCAACUGUGGAUCUGGCCUGUCUGGCGCUGGAGUGGGCGUCCGCCCCGAACUUCAGGCCGACGUUCAGGUACUUCACGUGGCACACGUGUGUUCUGGGGAUCAUCGGCUGCGCUGUGAUGAUGUUCCUGAUCAACUCCAUCUACGCGUCGGCCAGCAUCGCCUUCAUGCUGCUCCUGCUGCUCCUCAUCCACUACCUCAGUCCCGCCAGCAGCUGGGGCUGCAUCACCCAGGCACUCAUCUUCCACCAGGUGCGUAAAUACCUGCUGAUGCUGGACGUGCGUAAAGAUCACGUGAAGUUCUGGAGGCCUCAAGUGCUGCUGAUGCUGUCCAACCCCAGGUGCAGUGUGGGAUUGAUCACGUUCAUCAACGACAUCAAGAAGAGCGGCCUGUAUGUGCUGGGACACGUGCAGCUCGGAGACCUGGACGUCCUCCCGUCGGAUCCGCUGCAGUCUCAGUAUGACUCCUGGUUGUCUCUGGUGGAUCAUCUGAAUAUUAAAGCGUUUGUGAAUCUCACGCUGGCAGACUCUAUCAGACACGGAGUUCAACACAUGCUGUUCAUCUCAGGCCUCGGGGGCAUGAGACCCAACACUGUGGUUCUGGGUUUCUAUGACGACUCUCUUCCUCAGGACCGGCUCCUGGACUCCACCCUGUCUCUGAGUAACGACGGCUCCGCUCAGCUCGACGACCCCGAAGACCAGAACGACCCGCCCUUCCACUUCCCUCCCGUGCGAGGGGGCGGGGCCUCUGACGGGAAAUCUCUAGGGCCUCGGGAGUACGUGUGCAUCAUCGCAGACGCGGUUAAGAUGCUAAAGAACGUCGCGUUAGCUCGAUAUUUCGAUCAGUUCGACCGGACUCACGCUCUCCAAGGGCCCGUGUUCGUCGACGUCUGGCCCGUUAACCUCCUUCGACCCGACAGCGCGGCGUACGUCGACACGUGCUCGCUGUUCCUGCUUCAGCUCGCGUGCAUUCUCAACAUGACGAGGGCGUGGCAGAAAGCUAGGCUCCGCCUCUUCCUGUGCGUGGAGGCGGGGCGAAGCCUCAAGGGGACGGAGCAGAAACUCGGACACCUCCUGAAGGACCUUCGGAUGAAGGCCGAUAUCUGUACGGUUCCCUGGGAUUCCCAGGUCACGCUUCACUGGCAGCGCCAGACGCGAUCGGAGAAGACGGAAACGGAAGAGGCGGAAGGCGAAAACUUCUUCGCCAAUAGUUUCCAAAGCAACACCUCGCGAGUAUCGGACGAGUAUUUACAAGCCGUAAACAAGCUCAUCCUGGAUCAGCAGCUCCGCCCACCCGCCGUGCGCUUCCUGUAUUUGCCCCGCCCACCCGCGGAUACCAGUCGUUACCAUGACUACCUGCGCCAGCUAGAGCUGCUCACGCGCGACCUGGGUCCGACCCUGCUCAUACACGGGGUCACGCCCGUCAUCACCACUGACCUUUGACCUCUGGGACGAUAUCGCAUUCCUGACGGUUCCGAAGGUAAUCCUGACGAUAAAACACUUUUUUUUCUUGAUUGUUUUGAGCACUUCAUAUGUUUAACUUCGGAAGAAUGAGAACGCUACGGAUCGUGAGAAAGAUGUCCGCCCGAUUACGCUUCACCUUUGCACUACUUCUGUUCCUUCCCUCCAUCUUUCCUCGAUUGUAACACUUGGAGUUCCUGGAAUUCCAGAAUGUUGCUGCUUUGAGUUUAGAACUCGUGACAUUCCGGUGCUAUUCCCACAGAUUUUUGCUGACAAGAAUGAUUUAGGAAGUGAUUCGCUACUCCAACAAUAUUUGUAGUUUUCCCGCCUAAACGAUAAAGGUGGAUGUAACAGGUGGAGUUCCUGAACGUUGCCUCUCUAAGCUGAAAACUCUAUUGACAUUCCAGUGCUUUUCCUCAGUCUUUUUCCUUAUGAUGCACUGGAAUGUUUUUAUCCACUCCAGAAAAAUGUCGAAUUUUCACACCAAACAAAGAUUUGUGAGUGUAUUUGUUUACUUGAUGCAAUAAUAGAUCUUUUACGGCCAAGACGAUCUGUUGCCUUCAGCGAUACACUGUGAGUUUUGAGCAGGAUCACUGUUUUAUUGGCACCAAACCAAAGUGCUUCGUUGUUUCUGUCGUGAGUGUGUGUGUGUGUGUGUGUGUGUGUGUGUGUCAAUGAACAACAUGUGCCUUGAGUUAAACUCACACACAAAUAACAAAACACAAUAAUAUACCUCCAAACGCUUGUACUAAAUUACACUCCAUUUUGUGUUUGUAUUGUUUUAAGAAUUAAAUCAUUUUAAGCACUGUAAAAUUGAAGUAUACAAAAAAUGAAAUUGUUUAAUAAUUGAAUAAAAAGAAAUAAUGUUUGCUUAA
This is a messenger RNA of Pimephales promelas (fathead minnow), 3698 nucleotides long. Its product is annotated as zgc:153039. The record is from RefSeq and is a predicted model, not a curated record. Gene Ontology annotation, biological process: potassium ion homeostasis; chloride transmembrane transport; chloride ion homeostasis. Gene Ontology annotation, cellular component: membrane. Gene Ontology annotation, molecular function: potassium:chloride symporter activity. NCBI's taxonomy places the organism in Eukaryota, Metazoa, Chordata, Actinopteri, Cypriniformes, Leuciscidae.